CAGCUCUAAAUGGAGGACGAACUGCGAGACAUGAAAGCACACAAAGCGUACUACAACAUGCUUCAUUUCGUUUCAGAAGCCCAACAGGGAAUUCCGAAGCUGUGCCCCUGUGGAUCUAUCACAAAGGAGUUCGUCGACGAAGAUGAUACGUAUGAUUACCUCCCGGGGAAAAGAUACUUCAUCUGCACAGACUACCAGAACGACGGGCUGCAUUUUAGGCAGCCAUGGGUAAUGGGUGUGCAACAAGAGAUUGAGAGGCUCAAACUAAAGUUUCUCGAGCAGGAGAAGCUCCUGCGCGAGUGCGAGGCGCUUAAGGUUCAGGUUAAGAUGCUUCUUGAGCGUGUGUGUGAGCUCGAGAGAGUCCGCUGAGGUUAGUGCUUUGAACCCUUUUAAUCAACAGUUAAAAAAAUUAGUUGGUACAUGUGUGUGUAACUAGGAUCGUCUGGUGUGUUUCCUUGUAGUUUGAAACCAAACUAGGAUAGUGGUGUGUGUUGUAGUUUGAAACCAAACUAGGAUAGUGUUGUGUGUCUCCUUGUAGUACCAAACCAAACUAGGAUAACGUUGUAGUUUGGAAAUAAGGUUAACUUUGUAGUUUAAAUUCCCACCAAACGAUCAUUAAAUUGUGCCUUAACUGCUUCUUUUUAGACUUAAAGGUCGUGAGCUGUUUUGAUAGGACACAUUCCCACUACGCUUCAAUGCUCUUAGUGGAGAAUCCCUUAUUUAAUCCUCUGUGUUUCUACUAGAGAAACACAGACUUAUUUGUAAAUGGCAAACUACAAUGGUUAUGUUAACCUAUUAGCGAGCCAAGGGUCAAUUGACCUUGGCUCAUCACAACCCUUUCCUAUUCCCGGUCAAAGUAAUGAUGAGCCUGGUGUCAAAGAGAGGAGAAAGUGGACAACGAAGGAGGAUGUAAUCCUCAUAGGUGCGUGGCUCAACACCAGCAAAGACCCAAUAGUGAGUAAUGAACAAAAAGCCGGAGCCUUCUGGAGGAGAAUUGUAGAGUAUUACAACGCUAGUCCUCUUCUCGUUGGGACUAUCCCUCGAGAACUUGGGCAAUGCAAGCAAAGGUGGGCUAGGAUCAAUGAUGUGGUCUGUAAAUUUGCUGGAUGUUACGACAUGGCACUGAGGGGGCAGAGGAGCGGGCAAAAUGACAACGAUGUGAUGAAGUCAGCCUUGGAUAUCUUCCACAGCGACCAGAACCAGAAGUUUAACUUGGAACACGCGUGGAGAGAGCUCAGGCAUGAUGUGAAGUGGUGCUCCACCUAUCUUGAGAAGGAAAAGCGCAAACCAGUGGAUCCUGUUGAUGGCGAAGGGGCAGUGCCAGAGCCAGAGGAGAGACCAGUUGGGGUCAAGGCUGCGAAGGCUGCUAAAAAGAGGAAGAAAACUGGAAAAGAAGAAGAAUUGGCAAAGCUUGAGAGUUUGUUGGAGAUCAAAAAACAAAUCUCAAAGCAAAGUUUGCUAGAGAGUUUGCUUGCAAAGUCUGAGCCUCUCUCUGAGAUGGAGUCGGCUCUGAAAAUGAAACUUCUGUCUGAGUUGUUGUAGGGUUUCUUAGCUCUAAGUGUUUCACAUGUUUGCAUUAGACUAGUGAUUAUCCUUAGUUUCACAUGUUUGCAUUAGACUAGUGAUUCAUGUAGUUGUCAUUUAACUUGUACAUCUGUGAAUAUCCUCUGCUUACACACGUGAUUUUCCUGUCUCAGGUGAAGUACAAGACCAUGUGCUUGUUGAAGACUAGAGCUGGCAUCUUGAAGUCACGGGUGGUUUGUCUCUUUCUCCUGUUAUUUAGAAAUCAAGUCACGGGCUCUUUGUUUCUUGUUGUUUGUAUUUUGAUGUGGACCAAGUCGUGUACCAUGUUGCCUUUAUAAGUCUCUUUGUAGACUGGGCUGUUUAAGUGAACCAAGUGUGUUUCUACUUCCUUGUAUUCUCUCAAAAACUGAUGUAAAAUGAUGUUUUAGUGUUUUCUGUUUCCUAUGCUCUUCUUUGCCUUCUACUUCCUUGUUUCCUAUGCUCUUCUUUGCCUUCUAUUUACAUAUUUACAAACCAAAAUAAGAAACAAGGCUCGAUACACAGCAACACAACAAGGCUCAACUCAUCCCACUGCAACCUGUAAGCCUUUAAAAAAUAUUUAGGUAACCUUCAAACAUUUACGUAACAUUUAUGCUGAAUCCUUCAAACAUUUACGUUUCAUAAUAGUUCUUCAAGCAUUACUCGAAGGAAAACAAUAAAAACGAUAUAUUGUUUAAUUUUGAUAAACUGAAACUUACCAUAGAAAUACUGAACAAUAUUUUUAAAAACAGAGUAAUUUUAUUAUUUGACAAAAAAUAGACUACUUAUUUUUUUCUUCUAAAGUAAAACAAAGAGUAACGUAUACAAUUUCUUUCUAUUUAAUUUUGGUUGUUUCUUCAUUAGUCUAAAUAAUUUUUGAAGGAAAGAUAGGCAAAUAUGGGAGAUGAAGUCGACCGAAGACUCGAUGCGGCUGUCAACGAGGCUUUUGAUGAAUAUUUUGAAAAUACAUACAACAGCAUCGUGGAGAAUCGAACAGAUAAAAAGAAGAAACGUGCAUAUGUCGAAAGAAACCGCGAGGCGGGCCACAACCGGCUAUGGAAUGACUAUUUUAGUGAAAAUCCGUCAUUUCCGGAAAAUCUAUUCAGACGUCGUUUUCGCAUGAACAGGCAAGUAUUCAUGCGUAUUAUCAACACCCUCUCAGCAAAUGUUCCAUUCUUUCAGCAACGGAGGGAUGCGGUAGGACGGUUGGGUCUAUCUACACUACAAAAGUGUACGGCGGCUAUUCGUAUGCUUGCUUAUGGAUGUGCGGCUGACGCCGUCGACGAGUAUCUCCGACUCGGUGAAAGCACCGCUCUUUCAUGUUUAACCCAUUUCACAGAUGCAGUCAUUCUAUUAUUUGGAGAAGAAUACCUACGGAGACCCAAUCCUGAGGAUCUUCAACGUUUGCUCGAUAUUGGAGAGAUCCGCGGCUUUCCGGGGAUGAUUGGAAGCAUCGACUGUAUGCAUUGGGAAUGGAAAAAUUGCCCAACCGCUUGGAAAGGACAAUACACCCGUGGAUCAGGAAAGCCGACACUUGUUUUGGAGGCUGUAGCGUCGCAAGAUCUUUGGAUAUGGCACGCUUAUUUCGGUUCUCCAGGUACCUUAAACGAUAUUAACGUCCUUGAUCGAUCACCUGUAUUUGAUGACAUUUAUGAAGGUCGAGCUCCAAGGGUAACGUACAUGGUCAACGGACACCAAUAUGAUUUGGCGUACUACCUCACGGACGGUAUAUAUCCAAAAUGGUCAACAUUUAUCCAAUCUAUCACACUCCCUCAAGGUCCUAAAGCAGAGUUAUUUGCUAAAGUUCAAGAAGCUACCCGAAAAGAUGUGGAGCGUGCUUUUGGUGUAUUGCAAGCUCGAUUUGCGAUAGUGAAAAACCCGGCGCUGUCGUUGGA
This is a messenger RNA of Brassica napus (rape), 3437 nucleotides long. RefSeq lists its product as uncharacterized. The coding region runs from base 10 to 369 and encodes 119 amino acids. Lineage: Eukaryota; Viridiplantae; Streptophyta; Magnoliopsida; Brassicales; Brassicaceae. The record is from RefSeq and is a predicted model, not a curated record. The transcript has 3 exons.